GGCGCGCCCUUCCCUGUCCUGGAGUGGGACGCUCAGCGAACACACACCCCCACAGUCACCUUUGCGCGCUCGUCCGGGGCCGGCCGGCACACAGCGCACCCCAGCGGCCGCGUGGCUGCCUUCUAGUCCUGGCCACUAGGCUUCCGCCGAGCUCGCCAGUCGCCGCCGCGCGCGCCUCGGAAUCUGGGGACUCGAGAGCCUGCGAGAGCCAGUCUCAGCCAGACCCCAGGGAGAGCGCGGGGCUGCGGCACCCCGCCCCGCCCGCCACACCUGGGAGCGGUGAGGACCGGGAGAGGCGGGGCGCGGCAGGAGGCUGGCCCGGUGCCUGAGCAGCGCCGCCGAAAGCCGGCCGGACUGGAGCGGGGCGAAGGGGGAGGGUCUCGAGGCCGAGUCCAGCUCCUCCGAGGGAGGGACCCCAGCUGGGGUGGAAAACCUGCACGGGGGAGCCGCAGAGACGCGCCGCGCUGAUCAUGGAGUGGGCCGGCCCCGGCUCCGCGCGGCCGCAGCAGCAGUGGGACCAGGAAUCGGUCGAAGCGUGGCUGGACGAUCACUGGGACUUUACCUUCUCUUACUUUGUUAGGAAAGGCACCAGAGAAAUGGUCAAUGCAUGGUUUGCUGAGAGAGUUCACACCAUCCCUGUGUGCAAGGAAGGCGUCAGAGGCCACACGGAAGCUUGCUCUUGCCCCUCGCAGCAGAGUCCCCGUGCAGAGAGCAGCGUCCCUGGAACACCAACCAGGAAAAUCUCCGCCUCCGAAUUUGAUCUGCCUCUUAGACCCAUUGUCGUCAAGGAUUCUGAGGGAACUGUGAGCUUCCUCUCUGACUCAGAAAAGAAGGAACAGAUGCCUCUAACCCCCCCAAGGUUUGAUAGUGAUGAAGGGGACCAGUGCUCAAGACUCUUGGAAUUAGUGAAAGAUAUUUCUAGUCACUUGGAUGUCACAGCCUUAUGUCACAAAAUUUUCUUGCACAUCCAUGGACUCAUCUCCGCUGACCGCUAUUCCCUGUUCCUUGUCUGUGAGGACAGCUCCAACGACAAGUUUCUUAUCAGCCGCCUCUUUGAUGUUGCAGAAGGUUCAACACUGGAAGAAGCUUCAAAUAACUGUAUCCGCUUAGAGUGGAACAAAGGCAUCGUGGGACAUGUGGCUGCUCUUGGUGAGCCCUUGAACAUCAAAGAUGCAUAUGAGGAUCCUCGGUUCAAUGCAGAAGUUGACCAAAUUACAGGCUACAAGACACAAAGUAUUCUUUGUAUGCCAAUUAAGAAUCAUAGGGAAGAGAAUGGUUAUACAAGUGUUCAGUUCAGAAAUUGGUGGUAGUCAUCUCAAAUAUUGAAAGUGGGGAGGUCCUUGACAGAUGGCAGUUUGAUAUUGAGUGUGACAAGACUGCAAAAGAUGACAGUGCACCCAGAGAAAGGUCUCAGAAAGCUAUCCAAGAUGAAAUCCGUUCAGUGAUCAGACAGAUCACAGCUACAAGUGACAUUUCUGCCACUGUUGGAAGUUUCUUUUUAGGUUCAUUUGAUCUCCUGAUUUAUACAGACAACGAUUUGGUUGUACCUGAAAAAUGGGAAGAGUCGGGACCACAGUUCAUUACCAAUUCUGAGGAAAUUCGUCUUCAUUCAUUUACUACUACAAUUCACAAAGUAAAUAGCAUGGUAGCCUACAAAAUUCCUGUCAACAACUGAGGAUGAGAUAAAGACAGUAUAAUGUACUUGUAUUCUCAAAUGUGGUUUUCCUGAAACCAAAUCAACUGUAGUUGAUAUGUUUUAUUUCAUUGGUUAAUUUUUAGAUGGGGAAAACUUAACAUUAUGCUUUACUGAAUCUGUGCAUAAUCGUUCCAUUCCUUGGUACCUGUUUCACUUUCCAUAGGGUUGACGUAAGUUAUUGCACACUGUUCCAAAGGGAACUAGCAGAUUACAUCAGCAUUGUAAUGUCAGU
Molecule: messenger RNA, 1928 nt
Organism: Hippopotamus amphibius kiboko
Lineage: Eukaryota; Metazoa; Chordata; Mammalia; Artiodactyla; Hippopotamidae
Product: cGMP-specific 3',5'-cyclic phosphodiesterase-like
Exons: 6
Coding region: 471-1310 (279 amino acids)
Molecular function (GO): protein binding
Source: RefSeq, a predicted model, not a curated record